AUGUAGACAAAAUUUAAAAUUCAAUUGAGGUUUAUUAAAGUAAUAAUUUAUUUACAGUCGAUAACAUAGACAAAUUCAACAGUUGGAUAAAGUAAGAGUGCCUACAGUUGGUAAAUACUCUAUUCUACAUAUAUCAUAACGAGAUGGCGUGCGUAGGUCAAAAUUCUGAUAUUGUCAGCGCUCGGUGCCAGGCAAUACGACAUCUCGUGAUUCUCUAUCGUUGUAGCACAACGCUGUUUGUUUCCAUGAGUCGCGUUAUGAUCGUGGAAGAUUGAUUUUCGCUCAGUAUCCACGUUUUUCAAAGCUGUUCAGUGUUCCGUAGCGAAAUGUAUUCAAUGUGCGGUGUAGUGUUUCUCGUAUACCCUUCGAAUAAAUCAAAGACAGUGUCUCGUCUAACCAUGAUCGUGUUAUAAUUUACAUAGGAGAUCUAUGACCGCUGGAUUAAGUACUUGCAGCUAUGUUCAACCUCUACACGCGAUAAGCCCGCGUGGCACAAAUUAUUGUUCCUUAUUUUCAACUUUUUCAACUUGUGAUACUAAUUACAAAUAACGACAAUAACGUUUUAAAGAUUCAUUAGUGAACCUGAUACCGACUUCGAAUUCAUGUUCCAAAGAUAGUGUAGAAAAGAAUGGCUCGUCACGGCAUCGAAAGGUCCUUGCAUUCGCCUCAAUCGAUGCACCCAGACACCUCGAGCCCUAACGCAACUGCCAUCACGGAAUUGGUACCUUUGGAAUCAGCAACAUGUACUGACAAGGUCAAUGCCAACAGUACAGGAAGUGCAUCGGAUACCGUACCGUCACCCUCGAUAUCCUCUUCCUGCGACUCCCGUAUUCCACGUCCCUCGCUCUCGAGUCUGCGCCGCUCGGCCAGUAUGCGCAUGCGCGGUGAACGAAUUUCACCUAACCAACCACCACCACCACCACCACCACCCAGUACCGCGGCGAACGCGGCCCUGAAUAGACGUUGUCAGUGUUCCCGUCGGUCUAACCUUCUGCAACACCAUCAUCUGGACCAUCAAAUUUUUCCAGUCAUCACGGAGAAUGGAAGUGAUUCACCUCGACAACGAUCUCUCAGUCUUUCAUUGACACCGGCGAGGCCGCGAUCUGGAUACGCGGCCUCUGGAGGAUCUAGUACCGGAAUUGCCGAUGACAGUGACGCGGAAAGUGUAAAAAGUUAUGGAAGUGCCUGCAGCACCGCAAGCGCCUGUGAUCAUGCUACCUUCGCUCUCAAUGGUACCACAUGGUCAGGUAGAUCAAGAAAAUACGUUGUUCAUUGUUCAAACCAUAGCGGUGACAAUGAACAAUAUCUCACGCCAACGCAGAGGGCUGCUAGACAAGUUAGAAAAUUCCAGGCUUUACUGAAAGAAGCCAAAAAAGAAAUAGAAGAAAAAGAUCAGGAAAUCUUUCGUUUAACGAAAGAAGUGGUAGAGUUAAGAUUAUAUAAGGCGGCUUUGAACAGUCCAGACGAGAGGACGGACAGCAGUGAUGCGCUUACCGUACGAGAAAAUAACCCUUUCUCACCAGAAUCACCGAGCAAAGAUUUACCAGAUGAAAGUGUAUUGCAGAAAAUUACUAGUCCAGCUACACCCGAAAAACGCGUUCAUUCUGAUUUACCUUCCUCUCUGGCGGACUCUGGUCACUUUGAAGAUGGAUCCGUCCAUUCGAAAGAUUCUGUGUUUCUACCGGAAGCGCAACAAGAGACGCAUGCUGCUACGACGACUAAGGUUCAAGAUGAGACCGCGUCAGAACCAUUUAGGUCGGCCACAGAGACUCCGGAAAGAGAUGAGGAGAGACGUAAAUUGGUUAAUUUGUAUGAAAGUAGGAUUGAAGAGAUGCAUAGAAGACACGUUGAUGAGCUGCAGGAACUGAAGCAGAAACAUAAUGAUAAGGUUGAAAGUUUACUGAAUCAAUUGGCUGAAAUAAAUACCCGUUACUGUGAAGUGAGACCUUCUGUCGACACUGCAGAGGCUCGAGCACGUGAAUUAGAGGCGGAAUUAGAGGCUGUGAAAGCGGAACUCGCUGAACAAAAGACUUUGUUAAAUGAACAAGAAGAGAGAAAUAAACAAAUGUACCUGAAAAUGUAUGCCAAAGGUCAGGAGGCUGCGCGUAUAGAACAAGCUGAUCAGAUACUAGAGCAUGCUUAUCAAACACCACCAAAGGUUACCGUCGCAGAACUACUUCAGCAAUUAACGAUUACACAGGCAGAAUUAGAAAAUAUCAAGGACACAAGCUACUCGCCUGAACCUCACAUUUCAGCCGAUCGUAGCCACAGUUUAUUAAGUGCUCAGGAGGCUGUUUCUCUCUGGCUCCUUGGCACACGUAAGGCAAUGUAUCGUCGUAUCGUAGAAGCAAGGAGUAAUCAAGGUGCCCUUGAUCCAGAGAUAACAUUACAGUUCCUAAAAUCAGCUAUCUAUUAUUUUCUAACUGACAAAGAAAAUCAUCACGGUCAUCUUAAUGCUAUCGAAAGCAUCCUGGGAUUCAGUGAAGCUGAAAAGCACAAUAUUGAUAAAAUUUACAGAUCAUCGAGAAAGUAACGCAUUAUAAAGUUUUUUAAUUAAUUUCAGUACACAGAUGAACUAACAGCAGAAGCAGUUUAUGAAUCAUGUUUUAAUCAAAUUUAACAUAUAAAUUGAGAUUUGUAUGUUUUAUUAAUUUAACAAAGUAUACCUUUUUCAUAACAUAUAUUAGCAAUUAAAUAAGUUAAUUACGAUUAAAAGGCUGAUAUCUUCCAAAAUUAUAAUACAAAUACUUUUUAAUUUACAGUUGCACGUUAAAAAUAAAAAUUAUUAAAAAGAGAAAGAUUUAAAAGCAUGCAAGGAUAAAAAUUAAUUAAAUAUCUUCUAUAUCUGUUGGUGCACUUUCGACAUAAACUGCAUAUAAAACACAAAAUUCAUUACGAAUGUAUUGAAAUAUGUAAUGUGUUUAGACUAGCGCAUUAUAAUAUAUUUAAAAAAUGUUACAGCAUUUUAUAUUGUUUUUAUUAUUUAUGAACAACAAUUUGUAGCAUUGCAGUAUUUUUAAACAUAUAUUAAGUAACAAUAUUUUAUAUAGUUUAUCUUAUUAAAUUAUGUAAUUAAGAUCUAAUUGCAGUUUCCAAAGUAUUAGAAAUGUAAUAUAAUUUUAAAUUUCAAAAAGUGUCUCGCAAAAUGUAAAAAUAUUAUGCAAAUUGCAUUAUAACAGAUCGCAUAGAGCCAAGUAUCAAAUUAAUUUUUUCUUAGUAAAAUUUUAUUAAAUUAUUGAAUUGUUUAAACAAAAUCGUGAUUCGGCAUGUAUGUAUAUAUAUCAGUAAGGAUAAAAUACAGAAAAUGAUUUAAUCUUUUGCAUUGGAUUUCAAAUUGUUAGCUGACAUCAUGUAAAAUAUUGAACAGUUUUUAUACACGCUAAUAUCAUAUAUACACAUGUGUUACAGAUUAUUAAUAUAAGUAAAUUAUAUUGAUAUCAAAAGAAAAAAAUAUGAAAGUAUCUGAGGUAAAUGUAUAUACUUUAUGUAUUCCAAUGCAAAAGACUAAUUAUAUUCACUUAUUCGUGCUAAAAAGAAAAUGUUCUGAUAAGAAGCAAAAUGUAGGUAUACAUGUGCAUAAAUUUUCAAUUUAAUUAAUCAUACGUUGCGGCACUAUUUAAAUCUUUAAAUAUGAAUUGUAUACGUAUAUCUGUUACGAAGGAAUACAUGUUAUAUAUAAAUACUAUAGUUAAUACCAGUUUGAAUAUAUAACGUCCAGAUAAGGAAACAAUUUGGAGACUGAGGGAAAAUAUCUUGCCUUUUUAUCUGCCUGUUGUGUCAAGCUAAGUGUCACGAAAGAAUAUUAUAAUGUAUUUAUGAUCAUGAAAAAAGAUUUAUAGCACAUUUAUUAUAUAUAGCUGUUAUAACUCUAUUUCACUUAUUAAACAUAUAUAAAUAUGUUGCUUAUUUCAUGGCUGUUGAGCAAUAUUUUUCCAUUGGAAAUUAGAUGUUAAAAUCCUAACUUUAUUGGAAUUAUGUUUUCAUAAUAUAAAGAAUUUAGAUAAUUUUGUGUAUAAUCAAAGGAUCCAUAUCAACACGCAGUAAUUUAAUUGUUAAUAAUUAAUAAUGCUUGGCUAGUGGGGAUGACGAGGUCGGGUGGAGCCAGAGAAAGUAUGGCGAGAUCGGCCCGAAAGGAUCUUCUACAUGAGUGUUUGAGAUUUUUAAACUCGCGUUUGAACUUCGAGCUUUAGGCUUCAGGUCGGAUCAAAAACACUUGGAUGAGAUUGGGAAGAGCCCGACGAACAUAUCUUCCGAUACACGAAAGGUCAUUCGAAACCGAACAUUCGUAUUGUAAAUAUGUAUCGAGCUCUAUAUUUCUGGUCUCCCAGCCAUUUGUGUCCCAUUCCUUACGAUCUCGCUUGAAGCUUACUACCCGCACAUCCCUCUUGGCUUAAAGUUGAAGUAUCACACUCAGGGUAAUAUUCAAUUUUUAUUUUUAUGUAUGAAAACAUAACUUCCAAAUACUUUUGUUAUCUAAAACUAUAAUUCAACCAUAUUUUAUGUACACCACAAAGAACUAAUGUGAAAAUAGAAUUUAAAGAAAUAUUCUCAUCUCGAAUUAAAACAUGUAUAUAAUUGUUCCAAGUUCCUUUCAUAUAACUGAGCCUAUAGAUUUAAGUUAAUGAUUCAGUUUCUAUAUUAAUUUAUGUAAUAAGGUUGACAUAAUAGAAACCACAUACAUGUAUUCAUAAAUGAGGGCCUUUUAUAUUUUUAUCUAUUAUACAAUUGUGUUUUUUAUAAGUAGUUCUGAUAGUUAUCUGAAAGGUGUGUAGUUAUAAAAUAUUACACUACUUGCUUCGCAAAGAUGAAUGUGUUUAAUGCUAUAAUUAUAUAACAUCACGGUUAUGAAUAAAGUCUAUAAAAUUAGCAUAUAAA
Osmia lignaria (orchard mason bee) is the source of this 4875-nucleotide messenger RNA. RefSeq names its product GRIP domain-containing protein quick-to-court (gene qtc). The record is from RefSeq and is a predicted model, not a curated record. NCBI's taxonomy places the organism in Eukaryota, Metazoa, Arthropoda, Insecta, Hymenoptera, Megachilidae.